This is a messenger RNA of Cannabis sativa, 872 nucleotides long. RefSeq lists its product as uncharacterized. Lineage: Eukaryota; Viridiplantae; Streptophyta; Magnoliopsida; Rosales; Cannabaceae. The record is from RefSeq and is a predicted model, not a curated record. Bases 69 to 461 code for a protein of 130 amino acids. The transcript has 2 exons.
UCAAACAUGUUGACCCAACCACUAGCAUACUGGAUUUGUAUGGGAGGAAAAUUCACUUAUCUGCCGCGAUGUUCGGAGAUGUUAUGGGGGUGGACGACGGAGGGGAUCCUGUAGUCACCGAGGGUGAUAGUGACACUCGAUAUCUGGAGGAGAUAUUGAACGUUGUCGAGUACACCGUGUCCUUGACAAUGUUGGAGAAAUCUUUGUUGGAGUGCGUUGAGGCAGACAGCCUAUUUCUCAUUAAAUUUUCUUUGGUGGUCAUAGGGACAGUCCUUGCGCCGAAAACGGGGGUCGAUAUCACUUCGGGGUACUUGCACUCCCUUAGGGUUACCAGGGACAUUCGCCACAAGAACUGGGCGACUGCGGGGUUCAGGUAUCUGAUGAACUCAAUUUUCAGAUUCCGAAAUAAGGCGACGAAGAAUGUAUCCGUCGCACCUUAUUCCUCCAGUUGGUGUACUUGACUCACGUGGAGUGGAACUUUGGAUAUGUCGACCGAACAGUGCUCCCCGUUGAUUUUUGGGGUAGUAAACAAUGUAAGUCCGCUUACAAAUUUGUGAAAGACAAUGGGGGUCCCAACAGCGACAAGGUACAUCGAAUUUUGGUUACAAUGUGGUAAAGUGAUUUCAGUUGAUAUUAAUUAUUUUGGGUUUGAAAAAUUAAAUUUGUUAUGUUUAACAGAUAACGCUCACUUCGAAUCCCGUAAUACUGCCCAACUACUACUCCGACUCGGAAGGAAGAAAGAGCAGUGACCACUUUGUCAGCUCUAUCAAUGAGUUGAAGGAGUACAUCUCGAAUGAGUUAAAGUCUCAGUUGAGAUCAUUUUCUUUGAAAUUUAUGGACAAAGGAGAAGGUGUAGGUGGUAUUGACCGAGA